This is a messenger RNA of Penicillium maclennaniae, 1872 nucleotides long. RefSeq lists its product as uncharacterized. The record is from RefSeq and is a predicted model, not a curated record. Bases 1 to 1872 code for a protein of 623 amino acids. The transcript has 4 exons. NCBI's taxonomy places the organism in Eukaryota, Fungi, Ascomycota, Eurotiomycetes, Eurotiales, Aspergillaceae.
AUGUCCGCCGCCAUGGUUAAUUCCCCGAUGCAGAAUCCAGUUUUAGUGGACACCGACUGGGGCUCAAAGAUCCUGAUCCCGUCAACGGCGCCUUGCGAUGAUGAUUACAUCCAAUAUCGCACUUUACCCGAUUAUCGCAUAGUAAAAUGGAACAUCACCCACUACGAUCGCUCUGCCGUCGCUCCUGGUUAUUUGUUCACGGCGCCUUAUUGGACACAUGAUGGCGAUGCGGAAACAGGCCAGUGGGUCCCGUACCAGAUGGGACCUCAUAUCUUCGAUCAGGAUGGUGUCUUAGUAUGGGCUGGCUCCGCAGAGAGCGACAACAGACCUUCCUUCGAUUUUCGAGUGAUUGAUCUAGCGAACCCAGCCAAUCCUGGUUCCCAACCACAGCAAGCUCUAGCUUGGAUGCUGUUUCACGAGCACCAGGCCCCGGAAACCAAUGGCUCCGUUAUAAUUUUUGACAACAACUACAACCACAAGCGUACCCUCUCUAUCCCGUCUGCAGAAAUUGACACCCAUGAUUUUAAUGUGAUCGACAAUGGGUCGAAAGCCCUAAUGAUCCGAGUCAGUCGUGAUGUACAAGCUCUUACCGAUUUCGGCCAGCCAGAAAAGGCCGCGCGAAUCGAUAACAAUGGCUUCAUCGAGAUCGACCUCCUGGCAAAAGGUAACACAACAGCCAAGGCGCGAGUAGUGGACUGGCAAAGUAGGGGCAGAGUGGGCUUGGAUGAAAGCUUCGUCACGAAUCUCACCUCCCUCCACGCGGACUUCAUGCACGCCAAUGCUAUCGAUAAAAACCAGUAUGGUGACUAUUUGCUCUCGGCCCGACAUACAAGCACGAUCUACCUUAUCUCUGGUCGAGAUGGCCAUAUCAUAUGGCGUCUUGGAGGAAAGAAGAAUAACUUUGUCAAGGACUUUGACUUUUUCGGUCAACAUGAUGCUAGGUUCAUCGCUGUGAACGAGACACAUUACGUGAUUUCAUUCUUACAGAACGGGGCUAUCGACGCAGAUGUGCAAGAACCAGUUUCGUCCGCCCUGUAUGUCGAAUUGGACGUUGUGGCUAUGAAAGCGACUGUCCUUCGUCGGUACAUGCGCCCAGACGGAGGAAGCACCGAACGCCGGGGGAAUAUGCAAACGCUUCCUAACACCAACGUCUUCGUCGGUUGGUCUUGGGACAGCUAUGUUUCCGAGUUCUCGGCAGAUGGGCGGUUACUUAUGGAGGCGAAGUUCAAUUCUGACAGACAUGAUACCUAUCGAGCAUAUAAAUUCCCUUGGGUUGGUCGUCCUUCAUAUCCACCGACGCUUUUGUCUGAAUCCUUUGGUGUCAAUGGGUCCGAGCUAUCCACAGUCUUCCACGUCAGUUGGAACGGAGCCACUGAUAUCGCAUAUUGGCGAUUCUUCGCGCAAGCAAACUCGACCAGCAACAGGACAGAAAUUGGCACUGUUCAAAAGAAAGGAUUCGAGACUUCAUUCAUUGCUCGGGGCUUCAUGGACUGGGUUUCUGUCGAAGCAUUGGAUUCCAGCAUGGAGGUACUCGGUGUAACUUCUAACCUGCGUACUGCUAGUCCAAAGUACUGGACUGGUGAAACUCCACCCAAGCCUGAUGAUCCCGAACUCUUCUUGGUGGACCACUCAAUCGAGACUUCAGCCCCUAGAGAUACCGGACGACUCAUUGGGCUUUUCAUUGCCGGUGUCUUUUCAAGCGCGGCAGUCUGGACCUUGUUUUACUACAGACACGUGCUUAAACGGUAUGGCCUUCGCUGCUAUUCCAAUAUGAUUUCGGCUUCGACGGGUUAUUUGCCGAUAUCGACAUCGGGAUUGAACAGCCCAAAUCCAGGGGAAGAGCUGACUUUCCUGGUGGAAAAAGUUGAAUGA